AUGGUUUCUAUUCCAACUGCUAUGAAAGCAAUUAGAGUAAGAGGUUCUAAAGCAGUAUUAGAAUCCAACGUCCCAUUACCAGAAAUCGAAGAUGGUUAUUUUUUAAUCAAAGUUAUUGCGGUUGCAGCAAAUCCUACUGAUUGGAAGCAUGUCACAUAUAAGAUUGCUCCACAAGGUGCUAUUUCAGGUUGUGAUUGUGUUGGUGAAAUUGUUAAAUUUGGCCAAAAUGUUGAUACAACUAAAUUUUCCAUUGGUGAUAAAGUAUAUGGUUUCAUUCAUGGUGGGUCUGUUAGAAUGCCAACCAAUGGUGCAUUUGCUGAAUAUGCUUCUAUGGACUCACAAGUUGCUUAUAGAGCUCCAAAAGAUUUAAAAAUCAGUGGGAAAUUAUCUAUUCCUGAAGGCCCAUGUAAUACUUUAGAAAGUUUAGCUACUUUACCAGUUUCAUUAGGUACUGCUGGUUUGGUCUUGACUGAUAGUUUUAAGAUCAAGAUGGAAUGGGAACCUGCUAAAGUUCAAAAAGAUGAACCUGUUUUAAUCUGGGGUGGUGCUACUGCUGUUGGUGAAAUGAUUAUCCAGUUAUCUAAAAAAAUGAACGCAUUUUCUACAGUUAUUGUAGUUGCUUCUAAAAAGCAUGAAAAAAAAUUAAAAGAAUAUGGUGCUGAUGUUUUAUUUGAUUACCAUGAUUCUGAUGUUAUUAAUCAAAUUACUAAAAAGUAUCCAAAUAUCAGAUAUUUAAUUGAUUGUGUUUCUAAUAGAAGCACUAUUCAACAAGUAUAUAGCUGUGCUAGCUUAACUGAACCUGCCACUGUUUUAAAUUUGGUUGGUUUAACAGACAAAGAUAUUGAUGAAAAAAUUAGAAGGAUUGAUGUUAAAAUGAUCACUACUUUGAUGUAUUGUGUCUUGGGUCAUCCAGUUCCAUUUUUAUCUUUUACUUUACCAGCUGAUCCUGCCUAUAGAGAAGCUGGCAUUAAGUUUUACCAUUGGAUUGAACCAAAAGUGUCAAGCGGUGAAAUCCGUCAUAUUCCAGUUAAAAUUUAUCCAAAUGGAUUAGAAUCUAUUCCAGAAAUGUUAAAUGAUUUAGAGACUGGUAAAGUAUCUGGUGAAAAAUUAGUUACUGUUCUUUAA
Messenger RNA from Henningerozyma blattae CBS 6284, 1125 nucleotides. Its product is annotated as zinc-binding alcohol dehydrogenase family protein. Gene Ontology annotation, molecular function: oxidoreductase activity, acting on NAD(P)H. The coding region runs from base 1 to 1125 and encodes 374 amino acids. The record is from RefSeq and is a predicted model, not a curated record. Lineage: Eukaryota; Fungi; Ascomycota; Saccharomycetes; Saccharomycetales; Saccharomycetaceae. The transcript has a single exon.